AUCGAACCACCGAUCCUCUGAUUGAAGGACGACCCUGAGCACAACCGGACGCGUCUCCCACCAACCCCUCCCACCAUCAGCCAUCCGACCAAUCAUGGGCAAGCCUCUUAGCCGUCCCGGGUGUUUCAGGAAGAGCUCCUGCUGCCUUGAGAAACCUGGGGAUGGGGGAGUGGGAGGGCGAGCUGGGGGACUGGAAGGAGGAUACGGAGACGGCUACGUACCCCAACGAUCCAUCUACGAUACCAUGUGCAUCAAUCAACAGAUUGACAGCCAUCACCAUCACCCAGGAGGGUCCAUUAGGCGAGACCUUGGAGGUGAGGGGAGUUUUAGCUACUCUGCAAGCGGCUCCCUUAGGGUUAGCAGGUCUCCGGCUGACAUGUUCGAUCCACAGCCCCGCUCUCUAACUCCGAACCCCUCAUUUGUUCGACGACUGGAUGAAAGAGCCAUCUACGAUUCACUGAAGCUCGGUGCUCAGGAUGUCGAUGGUGGCAGCUGCCAUUCACCAGGAUGUUUCAACCGAUCAGUUUCUCCCUCCGUGUCAUCAUUCUCAGCACCUGGAGUGUCUUCCUCAACCAAGAAACAUCACCAUCACCAACACCCUCAUCACCAUGGAGACAGCAGAGAUGGCCGCCAUUCCUGGAAAGUCUUAACACCUCCGAAACACCUGGAGUGUCUGGAGCUUACUACAAACGAAAUGAUGGACAGGGGAGGAGGGUAUCUGAACCCUGGGCAAUACCCUCCCCCUGGGGGCCAGUCCUCCUCUCUUGCAUCCCCUCUCAUUUCCCCCUUCUCAGGCUCACCUCUCUCCUCGGGUUACCAUACUCCGGUAUUUUUCUCCCCUGCCAAACCUCGCCCUAGUCAGUCUCAGAGUUUGCGAUGUUCACCUCCCCACAUCACCCAGCCGAGGCAUUAUUCCCAAACCCAGAGCCUCAGACUGUCACCACCGCCGGAGAUUAGACGGUCCCCCUACCGUGCCCCCCUGGUCCAACUGUCUGCUCAUGACCUCGAGCAGGAAAUGAGGGAACGAGGGGGAGGAUGGGGCCGAAAUGAGCGGGAAAGGGAGUGGGAGAGGGAGAGAGAAAGAGAGAUGGAGCGAGGGUGGGCUCAGCGUGAGUGGGAAAGAGAGCGGGAGAGGGGGAGGCUGGAGAGAGAGAGGGCCAGAGAAAGGGAGAGGAGGGAAACAUCAACGUUUGGGACCUUUGGAUAUGGUCGACCAGUUCCACUGCGUUCAGACAGAGAUUCCGUGUUUUUAGAGUCCGACCAGGUUCUAGACACAACACCCCUGUUGCUCCCCCAGCCCUCCCCCUCACCCAAUGCUGCCCCCAGAAUGGGCACGGGAGCUGUGGGUAGGAAUAGACCCGGGUCUAAGGUUGGCCCCGAAAGUGUAGGUGGAGGUAUGGUUUCAAAGUUUGACAAUGGGAGUGUGGGUUUGGUGUUAGUUGACAGCAGAUCUGGGUGUGGGGCGAGGUUAAUAAGUGAAGUUGGAAUUGGAAACAUGUCAGAGACUGAAAUCCGGGCUGGAAUACAAGAACACCAUAGAGUUGAAAGUUGGAACAAAUAUGACAACGGGUCCAGGGCUAGCAUAAAAAAUGGGUCUGAAACAAGAAUGGGUUCCCAGGUGAAAACACGACCAGGGGGACGGGAUCUGGAAGGAAAAGUUCAGUCUGGGAUUGGGAUAGAAAAUAUGGCUCCAGCUGUGAACAAGGAGGGACACAGGGGAGGGACAAGGAGUGGAGAAAAAAAUGUAAGGGGUGUGGCUAAGGCAGAACCUUUUGCUGAGACUAUACCUUCAACUGUGACUGACAAUGAGAACAGGAUUGAGCCAGCAGAUACAGUUGAGAUUGGAGAUGAACCCGGUCCGGGAAUGAAGCCAGAGAUAGAGGCAGGGGUUGAGGCCAAAGCCAGUUCAAAGCAGGAGGAGAAUAGGACUGGAACAGACACUGGAGGGGAAGCUACCAUUAACAAUGAGGUUGGUUCAGGAGCAGAGUCCAGAGUGGAAGCUCAAGUUGAUACAGAAGUUAAGCUUGCUCCUACAGCUGAUCCUGAGGAAGUAUUUGAGGCUCUUGUCAGUAAGGAAACAGAAACUAAAAGUAACACUGAGACUGGGUUUGUCAAUGAAACUCAGAACAGCAACAAGACUACAGAUAAAGCCCAGAUGAGUACUGUGGCUGGGGAAAAAACGGAUACUGUCCCUGCAGAUCAGGUUGAGAAAAAGCUUUUAGACGUUACAAUUGAAUCAAGCCAUGUAGAGAGAGGUUCCAGGUCCCACAAGUCCAAAUCAUCCAAGUCCAGCUCACGGUCUCGACCUGGCACAGCCACAGGACUCCGACCAGGCGUGGUCAGCCCUCGACUAAGUAGAGGGUUUGCAGACCUUGAGUCAACAGGCCCACCGGAGGGCAUUGAGUCUACCUGGCCUCGCCGAAUCAUGGUCAGAAAGAGGACUGUUCGGCAGGGUGGGGCACUCCAUAACUUGCCUAUUCUCCCCCCACUCCCUUCUGUCCUCUCAGCAUUGGAGAAGAGGCGCCCUCAUGCCCACCUCCUCCCCCGACCAGGCCACUUUUCAGAGAACCCGCUAUCAACCAUUAUGAAUGCUUCAAGUAUGGUAGGCCGAUGCUCACUUAAAGAGCCCUCCCAUCCGGAAUUAGGACCAGGGGCCAGUGGGGUGGGCAGGGCUUCUCUAAAGGAGCAGAACUUGGAGCACUGGAGGGUCUGCAGAGAACAGGAGGAAUCCAUGAUAUCCAGGAGCAAGGAGAAACAAAGGGAGCAGAGCAAGAAGAAGACUGAGGUGGAAGAGAGGACAGGGAAGGAAGAGAAGCAAGACAAGGCCAGGAGAGAAGAGAAAGCGAAAAGGGAAGAGAAAGUGGAUAAGGAGAAAGUUGGGGUUACUGUGAGUGAGGGGCUGGAGGAGGAAACCAAACGAGAAAAGUCAGAGAGAAGGGUUGAAGUGAAGGUGCAAGAGUAUGGAAACAAAAAGGAAGAUGUGAAAAAGGCAAGGGAUGUAGAAAUUAUCGGGGUGAAAGUGGAGGUUAGAGGAAUGAAGACUAAGGAUGGAAUACAAGAGCGGCAGGUACAAGAGUUGGAGAAGGCUAAAUCAAAGAAAGAAGAAAGCCAAGUGGAGGAGGAAGAAGGAGGCACAUUUGGAGAGGAAGGGAUAGAGGGUUGGGACACUGUCCUUGACAUGGUCAAUACUUUGUGGGAGGAUGGCUGGGAGAAAGGGGGAGAGGUUGGAGUUGGUGAUACAGAUUCUUUCUCGGGCUCCCUGCAACGUUGGCCUCUUCUCCGGCCCCCGAUUGGCUUUGGGGGCUCCCACCCCCCUUCCUCGGCAGCCUCGGAGCUCAGCCUGACAGAGUUGGAAAGGAGAGCCAGGGAGCUGGACUCUGACCUGGAGCACCUAGACCUGUCUAAGCCCCACAGGCACACCCAGGAUGUCUACCAAACACUGCUGGAGCCACAGAGAGCUGACAUGUACCAAACACACCCUGGGCCACAGAGGGAGAAAGCUGCUGUCUCCACAGGAGUGGUGAGCAGAUCCCAGGUCAGUUUGGAGCUCAGUGCUAUGGCCUCACCAGCAAUAGACACAGACAGACCUCCUGUGGACUGGUCAACCACAUCUGCAGGAACUUCCACUGUUGGCACAAGCUCCACUAAGGAGGACAGCUCUCCAGACUCCAACCUCACGCUGGAGUCCGACUCCAGUGGCGUCUUCCUCUCCUUAUCCAACCAGAGCCAGGAGGAGGCCGGCUCUGACAGUGACCAGCCGAUUAGCGGCUCUGACUUGGGCAGCAGCAGCACGUCGCUGGAGAAAGACGGGGACGAGGGCGGCGGGUUGAAGGAGUGGGGGAGGGAGGAGAGUGCAGAGCUACAGUGGUGCUACCCGUCCCUUCUCAACACCUCCGCGCAUGAGGACGACCCAACUUGA
Molecule: messenger RNA, 3919 nt
Organism: Cyclopterus lumpus (lumpfish)
Lineage: Eukaryota; Metazoa; Chordata; Actinopteri; Perciformes; Cyclopteridae
Product: zinc finger CCCH domain-containing protein 13-like
Exons: 5
Coding region: 95-3919 (1274 amino acids)
Source: RefSeq, a predicted model, not a curated record